AUGAGAUUCAUCUUCCUCCUCGUGCUUAUCUCUGCCGUUGCGGCGGCUCCUGUCAAGAGACAACCCACCUCCUUCGCCCCCGCAAGCCCUCCCGCCGCCGCUGCCACAAAGUACCCCACCCCACCAGGCGCCCUCCCCGCCGCUGGAGGCGCCGUCCGCGGUGCCGAGGGCGCGCUUCCCGCUGCUGGUGGCGCGCUCCCCGAGGUCGCGGGCUCGCUGGAUAAGGGGCUUGUUGGCAGCCUUAUUGGCCCGCAGAGGCGCGAUUCUACGGGUGGGGACGCCAUCAACGAGAGGGGUGCUCUGGAUGGCGGUGUGAGCGGGGAGGAGGGUGCGACGCCCUCGAGCAGCGCUGUCAUCAAGCCCAUGACCAUUCCAUUCAUGAAUCCUACCGACGCGUUUGUGAAGCCCACGGGGACGUACUACCCCUUCGCCACUGCUGGCGUCGCCUGGAAGAGGCAGUAUGGCGGCUCGGAAUACGGCGCUGGAAGGAACCAUGAUGGUCCAGGCUACGGCAACUCAGACGAUGGAGGAGUCUUGGGAUUCGUAUACGGUGGCGAAUACAACGACAACCCAUACGCGCGCCGAGGCCUUCCUCGCGACGCACCUAGCGCGGCAUACGACGCUGGUGUCGGCACUGCAUACAACUCGGAUACCGGUGCUGGCUACGGGUCGCACGCCGGCUACGCCGCCGGCGCCGGCGCAGGCGCGGACGGGUACACCUACGUCAAGGCCAGCGGGAGCAUCUCGGGCUCGUACGAGGCCAUGAUGGCGGGCGGCGGGGCCAUGGAUGGGUACGGGAGGGCAGGGAUGGGCGCGGGUAUAGGCUCUCACGCCGAAGCAGACAUGAACGGACGCCUCUGGCCCCACGGUACCAGUCACGCCUCGCCUGCGUACGACGCUUCAGCCCCCGCUCUCCCGGCUCAGUCAACCGACGCACCUUCCGCUGACCAUGUCCCCAUCCCAUACGCGACCGCGGCCCCCGAUGCGGCUGUUCCUACAUUCCACGGACCCGGUCCUGUGGAUGGUGUUGAGAAGCCCUCAUAUCUCGACAAUCACGGACUCGAGGCCUACAACAUUCCGGAGGGACCAGCUACCGAUAUUCCCCUCCAGUCAUACUCUCCCACCGACGAGCCACAGGACACCGCUUAUCCCGAGCCGACCUACACCGCUAACGUGGCGAGUGAGGUCCCCGUGGAUAGCCCUGCGACGUACGACUACCCUUCGGCUGCGCAGCCUACCAAGUGGUCCUAUCCCUCCGCCGACGCUACGGAUGGCUUUCCCGUAUACAGCACCCCUGCAACUGACGACUACCCUCCGGAGGCGCAGCCGUCUGUGUGGAUCUACCCCUCCGUCAACGAGGGCUCAGACUAUGGCGCUACAGACGCUCCCACCCCUACAUACGCUCCCACCCCUACAUACGCUCCCACCCCUACCUUCGAUCCGACCCUCUACACGAUGGUGCCUCCACCUCACGGUCUCGGGACGAGGCCAUGGGGUCCGGGUCCGGCUCAAGAGGUUGAGCCCACCAUGGAGGUCGAGCCGACUUAUGCGGUGCAGGCCGUACCUACGGAGGCGGCUUCCGUGAUCUACAAGUAG
Messenger RNA from Schizophyllum commune H4-8, 1596 nucleotides. RefSeq lists its product as uncharacterized. NCBI's taxonomy places the organism in Eukaryota, Fungi, Basidiomycota, Agaricomycetes, Agaricales, Schizophyllaceae. The transcript is spliced from 3 exons. Bases 1 to 1596 code for a protein of 531 amino acids. The record is from RefSeq and is a predicted model, not a curated record.